CGAUGCACCGCGGUUGCAUACAACAUAGCCAUCUUGUCAAGAGCGACUGAGUGAGGGAGGUAGCUGUAGACGCUGUUUAGACUCAUUUGUUUUAAAGCGUAAAAUUUAAGAGGACUAUCCUCCCCCUACCGCAGGUAGCUUCAAAGUAAGUGUCGCCACCGAAAGACUUUAAGGUAGUGAAGUGAGAGUGUACAAAGGACUGCUUUCGUGAAGAUGUCUCACAUACUUGUUCCGACGUAGGGGGAGUGUGCAGCAACCAGUUGGCUUGACUUGCUAGCUAGCUCGGUGAGUGAAGGGCUGCGGGCCCUCCUCAGCCUAAAGUAGCUUCUGCGGCUGGGUUACUCAUUCUGCGGCAACGGCCGUUUGACAACUGCACAACCGGGAUAUUAGCAGGCCGGUCCGGACUGACCGAAAACUCUAGAUCAAUCCUCUCACAGGCGGCUGGUAUCGGUCUCUAAAGCUGCAUUGCUGGGCACGACGACACGAAGUGUGGCUUUGCGUUAUGAGCUCAUGAAACGCAACAGGAGACCGAGAGAGGAAGAGGGAUGGCGCAGAUUCAUCUUGAUUACAGUUAGCUAAGCUAAGUAAAAUAGGUGCAAGUGUGCUGUUUAAUAUGAUCUUAAGCUUUUAGAAGCUGCAACCAGCUCGUCCCUUUUUGACGGAGGAUAAACAAAGCCACACGGGACUUGGAAUCAGGCUGUCAAUAUGUCGAAAAUGCCGGCCAAGAAAAAGAGCUGUUUUCAGAUCACAAGUGUGACUCAGGCCCAGGUGGCGGCUAUAGGUGCCACCGAUGACACGGAGAGUCUGGACGACCCGGACGAGUCACGGACUGAAGACAUGUCGUCGGAAAUGUACGACAUGUCGCGGGCUGAGUACGAGCCUGCGUGUGACAGAAGUUCAUCUGAAGAAGCCCUGAAUAAUGUUGGAGAGCCAGAGGCAAUCAGUGUUACGGCACCAUCACACACACCUCAAGCCGGUCAGUUGUCUGCGCUGUCAGGCAAUCCCAUUGGAGAGUUUCGAAAAGUGGGAGUGUCGGGCUCAGCUCAAGGUGGACAGCAGCCGCCGGGGAUUGGCGUUACAACUGGUUUACCCCUUAUCACUCAGCCUGGGGCAAUGCAGCAACAGCCUGCUUCAGCAACCAGCGCUGGGCCAGCCAGUGUGUCAGUAAACACCUCCCAACCCGCUGCAGUGACCAGUUCGGCUCCUCCUCCUGCCACCUCAACGGUGAGUUGCACUUCACGCUUCAGGGUCAUUAAACUCGAUCAUGGUACUGGAGAACCCUUUCGAAGAGGCAGGUGGACGUGUACAGAGUUUUAUGAGAAAGACUCUGAGGGCUCUGUUGUUAGUAGGACUGUAGAUAGCAUUAGGCAUGCCAGUGCAACAUUGGACCCUGCUGCAGACAGAGACAGUGGGCUUGGGCUCACAGGAGGCUCUGCUGUUGCCCCGGCAACACACUCAGGUCAGGGCUUGGGCUCCAUGGCGGAUGCCUCUCUCGCUUCAUCCCGCAUGCAUUCAGUGGAGACACUACCACAGCAGCAGCAACAAAUCCACCAUCAAAACUUCAGCGCCCGCCAACAGGGCGUUAGUGGGUCAGCCAGCCAGAGUGCUUUCUCUAGCAGCAAGCCUACAGCUGUCCCAGCUCAGCCAGCAGUGGGAGGUCUGCAGCCUUCUGCUCCCCAGAGCGUGCUGCCUGUCGGACAAAAUGGCUUGCCUCAAUCUGGUGCCCACAUACAAAAGUCCCCCAUCAUGCCUCCCUCAGCCCAAUCCAUCGCUUACCCUCCCCAGCAGCAGCAGCAACAACAGCAGCACCUUCCUAUGGGCCACCCCUUGACCAGCCAGUCAUCUGGAUUGAUGCAGAACCAGACGGAGUACUACCAGCCGCAACAGCCUGCUUCCAUGCAGCCAGGGCUUUCCACUGGCCAGUCUAUCCCAGUGUCCAGCCUGUCUGCAGGGCUGCAGCCUGUGGGACAAGGACCCGCUUCGGUCAUUCCUCCAGCCUCUGGAGGGGCUUCUGUGCCAAGUCAGGUUGGAGAUAUUGCUGGAGCAGGAGGGGGAUCUGUACCUACUGGACAACCAGCUCCAGGCCUCUUGCAGCAGCAGACGGUAGGAAUGGGAGGUGUUGGAGGCUCAAUACUGGUUGGUGGAUCCACUUUACAUCAGCAGAGUCAGUAUGCAGCGACUGGACAGCCUCAACCCCAUGGUCUCCACAAUACAUCCUCUGGUGUACAAAAUGUGCCUGCCAUCGCAGUGAGCUCCAGUAUGCCCAGUACUGUGCCCACUGCCGUGCCCAGUGCCUCCAGUGCAGCCAUGCCAAAUUUGACAGCUUCCAGUUUGCCUCUUGGUCAGAUACCCCACAGCAAGACUCCAGUGGCUUUGGGGGCGCAUGGCCUCCCAGCAACUGGUUUUGGACAGAUAGAGGGUGGCGGUGGAAGGAAGUUGGAGGGUCUCGUCAACACACAGUCUCCUGUUGUCUCUGGGAAGGAACCGGUGAGGCCCUUCAUGCCUGAGAGCCUGCAGCUCACCACUCCAGCUGUGACCAGCCUGUUUGGAAUCCACAUACCUGUCGAUGGGGAGGAGGACAGUGCCUCUGGAACCAAUGUUGUUGCCAUUGAUAAUAAAAUUGAACAGGCUAUGGACCUGGUGAAAAGCCAUCUGAUGUAUGCAGUGCGUGAGGAGGUGGAGGUCUUAAAGGAGCAGAUCAAGGAGCUGUAUGAGAGGAACUCUGUGCUGGAGAGGGAGAACGCCGUGUUGAAAUCUCUGGCCAACAGCGAGCAGCUGUCUCAGCUGUCCGCCCAGUCAGCCGCCAGCUCCGGCGCCACACCUCCCCAGCAAGGACUCACCCAGCCUCCGCUUCAAGUCCAGCCUCAGCCUCAGCCUCAGUCACACCCCCAGCUCCAGCACCACCCCAAACCCCAGCAGCUCCAGACUCAGCCUCAGCUCGACCCUGGCCAACAACAACAACAACAACUGCAACCCAACGUCACCUCUGCUUGAAGUGCAUCUGCUCUACUUCGCAUGGGGCAGAAAAAAAAGAAGCGCAUCUUCUUUACAACUUAUUACAGUUAGUGUUUGUGAAAUUAAAAAGAAGAAAAAAAAACUUUGUCUUCUUAGCCACCAGCUUGACCACAAAGUACAAUGCUUUUGUGUGUGUGUGUGUGUGUGUGUGUGUGUGUGUGUGUGUGUGUGUGUGUGUGUGUGUGAGUGAGAGGGUGAGUUAGCAAGCGUGAAUUUGGUGUUGGGAUGUAAGUGUGUAUGCAUCUGUACUGUGGGCCUUUCCAGUGUUAAUGCAAUCAUCAAGAGAGAGAGAGAGAGAGAUUCAAAGAGAGUGUAAGCGUGUACAGAGACAGAGUAUCAGGGAAGGUCGGGGUGUUUUGUUUUAUUUUAUUUUAUUUUUUUAUUUUUAUUUUUUCCUUCCAUCUUGGCUUGAAGGCUGGGUCCAAGCUUCUGGAGAGGAGGUCCUUUCUUGGACCAGGCCCGAGCAAGACAGGCCUUCGACCAGACCUGAAACCUGCUCAAACCGAGUGUGUGGAAAGGGAGGGGUACACCUCACGUAAGGGACAAACAGGAGUGAUUGUCAAAAAGAGAGCGAUUAUUUUUUUAAAUGAGAAAACUGAGUGGGUAAAGAGUUAUUUUUAGCUUUGCUGUUUCAUGUUGUAAAGCAAGAAGUGGGGGGGGGGGUCUGUUUUUCCGGAACGCCACACCGCUGCAGUUACUAUUACAUCAAGUCCAACUCUUGCAUCUGUCUUUUGAGUUCUACUGUUAAGUGUUUUAUUUAUUACAGGGCUGCUAUUUUCAUAAAUGAACCAUUUCAUGAAAACUGUUUAACAGUAGCCCAUUGACUUGUUUCCUCUUUUGACAGUGUUUCAACAGAUUUGGCCACACAUCCCAGGGGCAAUGUUUUAUAUUUAAUUUUCAAAAAUGUAGGCAAAACGAAUUCUGACAGAUGGUUAACACUAACUCAGAUUUUACGCUGCAAUUGCCAACUCAUAACUCAAGUCAAAAUUCAGUAUGAAUGUACAUUUUUGUAUAGUAUAAAGUAUUAAGAGCCUUGAUGGGUGACUCUCCACCCCUUGACAUCAAAUCUUAACGUGAGCCUGCACAGUUGAAGAUUCAAUUCUGAUGGUUUAUCUAAAAGUGAAUUAGUAUUGCCAUACCCCCUCCUCACCUUGUUUUUUUUUUUUUCCCAUUGUUUUUCCUGAGGGGGCCAGGGGGAAAAGCUGUGAAAUCAUUCAACCUACUUUGUAACCAAAGAUGCAAAGCUGUGUAAAUUGAUUAUUUUUAAAUGCACACUUAUUUUUUUUGUUACUUCCUCCUUCACAAAAUAUUUUGUCGCUGUUCAGCAUGUUCUGCAUGAUCUGUAAUCUUCAAACCACUUUCUUACCUCAUUUUUAUUCAGCACUCUUAUUGUAAGAUAGUCUGUGAACAGUGUAAUUGGGGGGGGAAAUGAUGUGAUGGAGAGAGAAAAAUAACCUAGUGUUACUGACACUAGUCACAGAAAAAUGAAGUGAGCCAUGUUUUGUUCAUUUAAAUGGUGUUUGAAUUUCAUAUGCCAAUAGUUUUGUUACAUUGCAAAUUUUAAUGUAUUUAAAUAAAAGCAAUAUUCAGAUUCC
This is a messenger RNA of Xiphias gladius (swordfish), 4610 nucleotides long. Its product is annotated as TSC22 domain family protein 2-like. The transcript has 3 exons. Gene Ontology annotation, biological process: regulation of transcription by RNA polymerase II. Bases 706 to 2994 code for a protein of 762 amino acids. NCBI's taxonomy places the organism in Eukaryota, Metazoa, Chordata, Actinopteri, Istiophoriformes, Xiphiidae. The record is from RefSeq and is a predicted model, not a curated record.